Molecule: messenger RNA, 678 nt
Organism: Macrobrachium nipponense
Lineage: Eukaryota; Metazoa; Arthropoda; Malacostraca; Decapoda; Palaemonidae
Exons: 2
Coding region: 1-678 (225 amino acids)
Source: RefSeq, a predicted model, not a curated record
AUGGUUGAUGCUACCCCGGAUAUGUCACAUACUGAACAAAGUACAUUCAUCCUGAGAUACCUAACUUGUGAUGAAUGUGGUAAAUACCUGAUACAAGAGAGAUUUCUUUCAUUUAUUGAUGACAGUAAGAAGACAGGGGCAGACAUUUCAGAGAUGAUAUUAAAAUUUCUUAGUGAUUCUCAUAUUCCUUUUGAAGAUUGCAGAGGUCAGGGAUACGACAAUGGUAGUAAUAUGUCAGAAAUAUCCCAACUGAAGAGUUUAACAGCUAAAACUAAAGUAGAUGUGGCAGCCGCUAUUAAGUAUGUGUCUUCUUUUGAAUGUAUUUUGAUGGCUGCUUUUUGGUUCAAGUUAUUGAAUUCAAUAGAUCAGAGAAAUCAGGUGAUUCAAGCUCAGUCUUCUACUGUAGAUAUUGAAGUAAAAAACAUAGAGGACUUGGAAACUGAAUUGCCGUCUCUCAAAAAGAAGUGGCAUUUAAUUUCUGAUGAAGCCAAAGCUGUUGCAGUUGCCAUGAACAUUGACCCAGUAUUUCGAGUCACUCGGAAAGGAAAAAGAAAAUCCUUUUUUGAUGACUCCGACUCUGAUGAUGAUAAGGUAUCAGGUGAAGAUUCACUUAUACAGACAGACGAACAUAGGUUUAAGAAAGAAGUGUUUUUUAAGGUUAUUGACACAGUAUGUUGA